AUGUGUUGUCGUUGGCAUUGCACGGUGUGGAUGCAAGCAAGGGACGUGUUAGUUAGGGCAUGCAUUUCCGGACAGAAGAGCAGCGGCAUGAUAUUGGGGCGACGGCUUUCAACUCAGCUUUGGGCUAGGGCUGUAAGCGUCCUGGCAUGUGGUGUAACUUGUCGAGACACUGGGUCUGUACAACGAUAG
This is a messenger RNA of Bipolaris oryzae ATCC 44560, 189 nucleotides long. RefSeq lists its product as uncharacterized. Lineage: Eukaryota; Fungi; Ascomycota; Dothideomycetes; Pleosporales; Pleosporaceae. The record is from RefSeq and is a predicted model, not a curated record. The transcript has a single exon. Bases 1 to 189 code for a protein of 62 amino acids.